GUUCUAUGCAUAGUGGAUCUUUCUAUUCCUAAAUUAUGAAUAUGCAUGGGCCUUCAAAUUUUCCUCCAAAUAUUAGAGGACCUGGUCCGGGCCAGUUCAUGGGCCAACUUGGUCCAAAUCAAGGGCCAGGGGCCCCAGGCUUACUUGGACCACCGCCAAUGUUUCAAGGUCCGAGGGGACAAUUUGGACCUUCAUUUGGUCCACCUAACCAGUCUCAUGGCCCACCUCCUCUUAUGGGUCCUCCACCAAGGGAUAUGGGACCAAUGGGUGGCAUGGGGGGUCCACCAGGCUUCAUGGGAAACUCUCCAAGAAUGCCUGGUGAUCUUCCUCCACGUUUGCCUGUUAUUGAUAGAAGCAAAGAGAUAUGGGUGGAAACUGGAACAGAUCAGGGUAAAGUGUACUACUAUCAUGCAAUAACUCGCAAAUCCGUAUGGAAGAAACCAACUGAUGAGAAUAUUCAAAUAAUUACACAAAUUGAAGCAAAUGCACUGGCAGCUGCCACUGCUGCAGGUAUUAUCCCCCCUAUAAAUGUAGGCGGACCAACGGGAAAGACAAAUAUGGGACAAAUGAAGGACGGAGAUUCUGCUGCCUCUCUUGAGCAGGGCCAACAAAAAUCAGAAAGCCAAGAAAAUGAUAAAGAUAAUCAGAAUGAUAAUGAUAAGCUUGAUGACAAUGAUGGGGAGCCGAUGGAUCAGGAACCAUUGAUGCAAGAGCAGUCAAAACCUGAUGUUUCAAUGAAUUACUUAGGUCCAAGUGGGCCCAUGGGUCCCAGGAUGGGCAGACCUGGUCCUGGUAUAGGCGGUCCAGGGCCAAUGCCCAUGAUGAGGCCUCCAGGGCCUGGUAUGCCGAGACCGGGUUUUCCAGGUAUGCCAUUUGGUGGACCCUUUAUGGGAAGACCACCAAUGUUCAUGCCUGGUGGAGGCACGGUAUGGAGGGCCCAUAAAGCUCCCGAUGGCCGUACAUAUUAUUAUAACAUUACUACAAUGGAAACCCAGUGGAAUAAACCUAAAGAAUUAGAGCAAUUUGAGGAGGCUACUAAAAAUAUGGCUGAAGAAGCAAAUCAGAGGGAAAACGCUGAUAAAGUAAAUGCUUCUGAAAAUGAUAAUGAAAACAAUGAAGAAAAACAACACACAAAUUCAUCUGACCGAUCCAAUGAUCAAGAGAAACCACAAUCAAUUAUCAGUUCUAGUGGGUUAUCAGAGGAGGAAAGAGCAAAACAAAAAGCAAGGCCAAUUGCUACUGAACCCGUACCUGGUACACCUUGGUGCGUCGUCUGGACUGGAGACGACAAAGUUUUCUUUUACAACCCUACCACAAAGCUAUCAAUGUGGGACAGGCCCGAUGAAUUGCGUGGUCGUACUGAUAUCGGUAAAAUUUUAAGCGAUCCUCCCCAUAAGCGAAAAAGAGGUGCAGAAGAAUCAGAACCUGCUAAACCUACAGAAGCAGUUUUAGCGGAGCAGAUAUCAAAAGAAGAUGCUGGCAUACCAGCUAAAAAGAAAAAGAAGAAAGCAGCAACAGAGGAUGGGAGUCAACCUAAUAAGCUUGCUAUUCCUUAUGUUCCCUUGGAUGAAAGAAUACAGCAUUUUAAAGAUAUGUUGCACGAAAGAAAAGUUUCUGCAUUUUCCACAUGGGAUAAAGAACUUCAUAAAAUUGUUUUCGAUCCUCGUUACACAAUGCUAAAUACAAAAGAAAGGAGGCAAGUUUUUGAUGAUUAUGUCAAAGUAAGAGCUGAAGAAGAAAGAAAGGAAAAGAAAGCUCAUUUGUUGAAAGUUAAAGAAGAAUUUAAAGAAUUAUUGGAAGAAGCCAAAGUUCACAACAGAAUGUCAUUCAGUGAAUUCGCCGGGAAAUACGGAAAGGAAUUAAGAUUUAAAGCCAUUGAGAAAAUGAAAGAAAGGGAGGCUUUAUUUAAUGAAUUCCUACAAGAAGCAAGAAAGAAAAAAUCAAACGAAGUGAUCGAGAAAGCUGUAAAAGUUAAGGAAGACUUCAUGGCUCUGCUCGAAGAACAGAAAACUGAGAAACACUCAAGGUGGAGUCGCGUUUAUGAUAAGAUUCAUUCAGAUUCAAGAUUCUCUGCUGUGGAAUCGUCGACGCAACGCGAGGAUAUGUGGAAAGAAUAUUGCGAAAUAAGUAAAAGCAAAAAGAAUAGUCGAACGGAUGAUGACGAUGAAGAAAUAGAAAAGAAAAGAAGAACCGAGGAAAGUAUGAAAGCGAGAGCUGAACAAGUGGAAAGAGAAAAGGCGGAGAUGAGUCGAGAAAUCAAUACGGAAAGACAAAAACAUAAAUUAGAUGAAGCAAUUCAACAUUUUAAAGCUUUGCUUUCAGACAUGGUUAAAAAUACAGAUCAAUCGUGGUCAGAUAUUAGAAGGCAGUUAAGAAAAGAAGUACGAUGGGAAAUGGCUUCAUUGUUAUCCAAAGAAGAAAAGGAAAAAUAUUUUGAUGAGCACAUCGAGAGCCUGAAUAAACGAAAAAGAUCGGCAUUCAAGAAAUUAUUGGAAGAAACCAAGCAAAUUGAACUUACGUCUACAUGGAAAGAAGUUAAAAAAUUGAUUAAAGAAGACCCGAGAUAUUCCAAGUUUUCUUCAAGCGAUCGGAAACGAGAACGAGAGUUUGAGGAAGUAAUGAGAGAUAAAAAAUCUGCCGCUAAAGCUGAAUUUAGAGAGUUAUUAAAAGAAACAAAGGUGAUCAAUCAUAAAUCAAAAGAAUUAACAAAAAAUAAUCCUCAACACAUGAAAGAAAUUAUCGCAAUUUUAGAAAAUGACAAAAGAUAUCUGGUGAUGGACUGUAUGCCUCGUGAAAGAGAUGACCUGCUAUACUUUUAUAUGGACGAUCUUUAUCGCAAAGGUCCUCCCCCGCCCCCCACUGCAACAGAACCAUCAAGAAGGGGAGCAAAAACUUCAAAAAUGUUUAAGCGAUUUCGGAAAACCUUACAAGAUGCAACAGCGAGUCCAACAAGUAAUGCUCCGGCCCUACCUCAAGCUUCUGAAACACCAAAAAAUGACGAAGCUUCUGGUUUUAUAUGCCCCAUGUGCAUGGCUGGAUUCAAUGCACCUGAUCAACUUCAAAUUCACUUUGACCAUGCUCAUAGUGAAGAUCAAACUACAACACCACAAGAAACUACCAUAAAGCAAGUGGAAGAAAAUGGAAAUUCUGAUAACGCUACCAACGAUGCGAAUUCCAUACAAAGUAAGUCUGAUCAUGUUGAACCAUUGCAUGCCGUUGCUGUAAAAUCACAAAAUGACAAUACAAACAGAUAUCCAUUUGCUUACACAGAUGGUGACGGUUCGAAUGAUCAAAAACCUUCUGCUAACAAAGACGCAGUUGGCGAAAACGGAGAAGACUCCCUUCGACAAGAAAUAUCAGAUUUAGAAGCAUCAUUAAAAGAAGAAAAAUGGUAUUCAAGUGAAUUGAAAGCAGAAUUAGAAAAGAAGGAAAAUGAACAAAAGGAAGUAGAAUUAAUAAAACAACAGAUGAGUAUUUCAAUAAAGACGAACGAAGAUUUAGCGAGGGAGAAAGAAAAUGUCACUCAAAAACUGGCUGAAAAAUAUCAAGAAUGCGCGAAGCUCCAAUCGCAGAUUGAUGAGCUCAAAAGUGAAAAAUUACACCAAGUGGAAACGAACGAAAAUCAGAGUGCAGAGUUGGAAAAAGCUGCUGCGUGGAUACGGGACUUAGAAUCACAGCUCAUUGAAAGGCCAGGUGCCGAUGACGUUUUGGUCUUGAAGAAAGAAUUGGUUUCCGUGCAACAACUAAUGGAUACGCUCACUCUCGACAGUGAAAAAGAGAAAGCAGAUGUGGAGGAACAGUGCAAAAAGCUUGAAGGAGAAAAUUCACAGUUGAAGAAGACCAUUGAAACCUUACAAGAAGGACAUGAGCAAGCUUUACUUGACCAGCAGAGUUCCCAAACCCUGUUGUCCGAAUCUUUGCAGCAAAAAGAAUCUGAAACAAAAAAACUUGAACAGGUUAGGUUGGACGAAAUUGAAAAAUUAAAAGAGGAGUUGUCUAAUCUUCAGAGUGCUUUGGAAAAUGAACAACUGAAUUCACGAAAUCUUGAAGUGGAAAAUAAUGUUUCACAAGAAAAGUAUUUAACAGAGAAACAGGAUAAGGAGAAAUUUGAAAGUGAUUUGAGCAAAAACAAAGGAGAAAUGGCCAAACUGGAAAAAAAGCUUGAAAAUCUUAAUGUUGAAUUGUCAGAUACCAAGUUGCAAAAAGAGAAAAUACAGUCAAAACUUGAUGAACAAAUACAACAGUCUGAGAAAUCGUCCACUGAAAAAGAUGUUGAUUUGAGAGAGAAGAUCACUAAAAUUGAAUCGCUGACACAUCAGUAUGAAGAUUCCGUAACAAGCCUGAAUUCAGCUAAAAAAGAGAUUGAGAAUCUGUCUACUAGUAAAAGUGGGUUGCAGUCUGAAUUGGAAAAGUUACGUGAGGCACAUAACGAACUACAGUUGUCCAAUACCUUAGCAGUGCAAAAGUAUGAAAGCAAUAUUGAAGACCUUAGAAUGAAGCUCAACCAGGCAUCGUCAACAGAUUCAGAAUUACAAAAGCAAAUCGAACAACUUGAAUCUGACGCAAAAAAGAAUUGGGAGGAAAACCAAGAAGAAAGAGGAAAGUCUAGAAUUGCUUUGUUGGAAUAUGAGAAUCAAGUUAUGCAAAUCAAAAGUGAACAAGAAAAAUUGGAAAACGAACUGAAAGAAGUGAAAAUACAAUUAAAGGAAGAAGUGGAUAAGAGCAAUAAUCUAAAGGAAUCAUCUGCGAAUUUAACAGAACAGAAUAGGUCUUUAGAAAGUGAAAAAAAUGCAUCUGUACUUCAGGUGCAAGCCUUGGAGAAAAACCUUGCCGAUGUAAAUCUGAAAUUUGCUUCUAUUUGUCAAGAAAAAGAAACUGUUCUAGCAGACGUUAAACGACUCCAAGAUGAAAGAAACGAAUUGAUGGCUAAAAUGGAAGUUGGUGAAGGACAGGCUGAAUUGGUCGGACAAUUGAAGGAUGAAAAUGAUUCGCUGAGAAAACGUCUUGAAGAGGGUGAUGCAAAGUUGAAAGAAAUAGUUCAGCAGCAUGAAGCAAUAACUAAAGAAUUCGAAGGUGUGAUCGCAGAGAAUAAAGCUAAAUUAAAAGAACAACAUGAAAAAAUCGAUACAUCUCAAUCUGCUGUAGUUAACUUAGAAUCAGAGGUAAAGAACUUAAAAGACGAUGGCGUUAGACACAAGAAAGAUAUGAUCGAAAAGAACGACAAUAUUAAGAAGAUGAAUGAAGAAAUCACAAACUUGAAACUGGAAUCUGAAACAAAGGCAUCACUAUUCCAACGAUCUGUUGAUGAAAAAUCUAGAGAUAUAGAAAAAUUGACGACGACAUUUGAAAAUUUGAAGUCAUCCUCUGAAAAUGCUCAAAUGAAGGCAGAAGAAACAAGAGUACGUUUACAAGAACGUUUAAAUGAAUUGCAACAGGAAAAUACUGAGAUAACCCUGAAAUUAAAAGAAGAAGAAGGAAAAGUAAACUUGAAAGAAUCUGAAAUUACUGAACUUAAAUUGAACAUGGAAAAUGUGAAAGAACAACAUCAACAAGAAAUUGAUGUGAUGAAAACAAGGCAGGGUGAGAAAAAGGCGGCAUUGGAGUUGCAAUUGAAGGCAUUAGAUGAACAUCUUGCUACCACGAAAGCAGAGCUUGGUGCCACCAAUGCAACUAAAGCUCAAGUUGAGUCAAGUUUAGCAGAUGCUAACAAAAAUUUAAAAAAUGCUGAAAACACCAUUGAUAGUAAGGAGAAAAGUAUAUCAAGUUUGGAGUCCGAUAUUCAGUCUUUGAAAAAUAAAAUGAAUGAAGGCGAAACCAAAUUGCAGGUGUCUAUUUUGGAGUUUGAGAAAAAGAUUACCGGCUUAAACGAGCAACAUUCAAAUGAUAUAAAACAAAGGCAAACAGAAAAUGAAGGCAAUGUUAAAAAAUUUCAAAGCGAUAUUGACACAUUGAAGAAUGAGCACAGUGCAGCUAUUGCACAGUUAAAAGUAUUGAUUGAUGAAAAGGAUGCUCUCGUGAAUGAGAAAAAUCUGGAAGUUUUAAAACUCGAGGGUGAGAUAAAAGUAAGAGACGGUGAAAUCGAAAAUGUCAAGUCUAAUUUUGCAUCAGAAGCUGGUGAUUUGACAGGAAAAUUGACAGCAUCCAAUGCUAAGAUAACUGAACUUGAAAAGGCUGUCGAAAAUUUGAAAGCCGAUAAAGCGAGCCUUGAUAAUCAACUUUCUGCAAAGAUUGAAGAAUUUUCUACAUUGCAAACAAAAUUAUCUAAAUUGGAGAACGACUAUAGCGUCCAAACUGAAAAAUUGAAUUCUACCAGUGCUGAGUUGGAAGCAAACGUUGCAACUUUGGCGGAAGUGAAUCAAAAAUUGACAAAAAGUGAUAGCGAACUAGUCACAUCUCGUGGAACUUUGCAUGAAACGUCCGUAAAGGUUUCAAGUCUGGAAGCAAAUGUCAAAAAUUUAGAAGAGUUGUUAAAAUCUGGUGAUAGUAGAGUGAUUGAGACUGAAAAAAGUCUUGAAGAGGCAGAGAAAAAGCUGCUUGAAGCUGGUAGUUCAAUUCAGAGCAAAGAAGAAGAAAUUAUUACGUUGAAAGAAUACUUCAGCGCGAAAGAGAAAGAGUCGAAUAAAAAAUGUGAAGAUUUUUCAAUCGAAAUAGAAAAACAGAAAUCUGAUAUCAGUGAAUUGGAAUCUAAGUUGAAGGAACGAGUUAGCCUGCAUGAAAAGGAUGAAACAGCUUGGAAAGACGAGAAAAUGUCACUGGAAAAUGAAGCAAAAGAAAAGGAAACUCAUUGGAAAGAAGAAAAAGAAGAAUUAUUGCAAUCUCAAGAUACAUUAAAAGGUGCUCAACAAAUUCUUAUCAACGCAAAAAUGGAGUUGCAAAAACAACUUGAACUUUCAACCAAGGAUAAGGAGUCGCUGAAAAGUCAAAUGGAAGAAUUAAAAGUUUCUCAUGGAGAACAACAAGCUGCAGUAGAUGGCAAAAUUACAAAUUUAUCAGCCGAGUUGGAUGCCAUUAAAGGAUCGUUAAAAACGGAACAAGAAGAAAAACAAAAAAUGGAAGCAAGGUUGCAGUUGGAAGCAAGUACGUUGAGGGAUAACCUGGACAGUGUGAGAGCAGAAUGGCAACAAGCUCUGCAACAGGUUGAAGAGAAGAAUGUAGAGUCUGAUGAUCUACGAGGCCAAGUAGUUGUUCUACAAGCCACUGUACAAAACAAUGCAGAUGAACGUCGUGCUUUGCUUGAAAGAUGCAUUAUUGCCGAACAAGGAGUCGAACAACUCAAAUCUAAUGAAGUGCAAUUGAAAAAGAGACUUGAUGAUGCACAAGCUGCUAUGCAUGAGUUAGGAAGAGAAAAUCAGGCUAUGCAGGUGAAGCAUACAACGGUUUUGUCUCGACAAUGGGCAGAUGACAGGGAGGCGAUUGAAUGCAUGGGAUGUAGAAAGCAAUUCUCUCUCACCAUCAGAAGACAUCAUUGUCGACAUUGUGGAAAGAUAUUCUGUGCGGAAUGCUCUUCCAAAACAAUGACUGUGGCAGCAUCGAAAAAGCCUGUCAGGGUUUGCGAGAAGUGCUUUGAUGAUUUGCUAACUGUGCAAUAAUUUGUUUGCCUUGAUUUUUAUUACAUAUCCAAACAUCUAUAGAGCAACAUGACAUGUGAUUGUGAAUGCUCGAUUGUUCAUAAUUUCUUUCUGGUGAGAAAAAUUACAAAAUUCAUAUUAUUCUUUCAUAAUCUCACGAAUCAAUGUUUAUUCUAUUUAGUUCACGAAAAAUAAAUUUUAAGAUUGGUAAUUCUAGAUUCUGUGUUUCAUCAAAUCAUCUAUCUUCACCAUCAUAACUAGAUUCGUAAGUCACUUUUUGAGAAAUUCAGGUUAUAUUUAUAUAUAUAUAUUACUCUGAACAUGGUUGAAAUGAUCUAAUGCAUUUUUGGUAUUUGAGCAAUGGAAUACUGGUAUGCUAAAGUUGUAUGAGGGUUUGCUAUAUAUAGGUUUGAAUCACAAUCAUAAUCUCCUUGGCCUAGCAUUCAUUUCUUGCCCUAAAUUAUUGAAAUCUCGGUUUUACAUUAUAUAACACCAGGGUUUAUAAAAUUCGAUCUUGGAUAUGAUUUCACGAAGAUAUCAUACCUCUAUUAAAGCAUGAUACAAUUAACAUACCGUAAAUAAUUUGCAUUUCCUGAGAUUAUACUUUAUUAUCCAUAUUUUGGAGUUGGCUUGUUCGCUGUUAAACUUUACUGUGUAGUGAAAUCGAUAUUUUCAAUUUUAUUAUUUAUGCUAUUAUUGUUCUUGCAGUAUUUUUGUCAAUAUGCAUUUUCAACAACAUUUGUCAUGUUGAGUUUCACAUAUUUUUAUUGUUUAUUCUGGGCCAUUCUUUGCCUGAAUUGAAAAAUUAAAAU
This is a messenger RNA of Styela clava, 8380 nucleotides long. NCBI's taxonomy places the organism in Eukaryota, Metazoa, Chordata, Ascidiacea, Stolidobranchia, Styelidae. The record is from RefSeq and is a predicted model, not a curated record.